Molecule: messenger RNA, 2662 nt
Organism: Cloeon dipterum
Lineage: Eukaryota; Metazoa; Arthropoda; Insecta; Ephemeroptera; Baetidae
Product: zwei Ig domain protein zig-8-like
Exons: 7
Coding region: 185-1168 (327 amino acids)
Biological process (GO): synapse organization
Cellular component (GO): neuron projection membrane
Source: RefSeq, a predicted model, not a curated record
CCGCUCGGCCCAGUCUGCGAUCGCCGGCCGCCCCUUCCAGACGAAUCUCUGCCCGCUCCAGCCGCCGCUCGCAUAGUGUGUGCUCGCAACUUUCUGUGCCAAAUAAUGGAUUAGUUUCGUCGCCGUUGUCCCCGUGCGAUCUCUUGUGUCCUCGCUGACAGAGUGCGGUUCCUCGCGCGCCUACAUGAUGCUGCCGCCGUCGCAGCAGCGGGCUCUGCUUCUGCUCCUGUCCGCCCUGCUUGUCUCGCACGUGUCCUGUCUUGGUGAGAAGCCAUUAGAGAAGAAACCAGUGAAGCCGUUGGUGGCUCCGCUGCCGGCGCCGCCGCCCGUCAUUGAGAUCGUGCACACGGACGUGCCCGGGCAAGAGGAGCAGCUGGAGACAGUGUCGCCGCCGCCCGUCUUCUUCGCCACCGAGAACUCGAGCGUCGUCACCGCACAAACCGGCAGCACCGCCCUCGUGCCGUGCAUUGUCAAAAACAUCGGUGAUGGAGUGAUCUCUUGGAUAAGGAGGAAGGAUUAUCACUUGUUAACAGUCGGCCUCACGACCUACAGCAGCGACGAGCGCUACCAGGCAGUUCAUGCACAACACUCAGAGGAUUGGACGUUACAAGUGAAAUUCGUGCAAGAGCGCGACGCCGGGCUGUAUGAGUGCCAAGUGUCGUCGCACCCGCCAACAAGUAUUUUCAUAGACCUCAGAGUCGUCGAGGCCAAAGCCGAGAUUGUGGGACCGGCAGAGAAGUUUCUGAAGAUGGGCAGCACGCUGAAGCUAUCGUGCGUGCUGCGACAGAGCACGGAGCCAUUUCUCUAUGUGUUCUGGUACCACAACAACCGUAUGAUCAACUACGACGCGGACCGCGGCGUCAACGUCAGUGCCGACGAGAGCCGCACUAGCUCGACGCUUGUCAUCAGCUCUGCGCAGCGCACUGACUCAGGCAACUACAGCUGCGUGCCCAACAACGCCCAGCCGGCGUCCACAUACGUACACGUGCUCAAUGCGGGCGAGAACCCGGCGGCGAUGCAGACCGGCGGCCGCGGGCUGUCGUGGCUUCGGUCACCGUCGCUGUGGCUGCUGGCGGGCUGCGUGGCGCUGACGCUGUCGGCCGGGCGCGGCGGCGCCGUUGACGAGGCGAGCCGGUCUCGUCGGCGCCGACGGGUGAACAGCCUCUGAAGUGUCGCCUAAUCUGGAUAGAUCGCAAUGACGGACGACUUUUGUGAUAAUUGUGAUGUGACGACGAGUGCAAGGACAGUUUUUCAACGCACGCAGGCACCAGCAGCUGUCGCUCGCGUAUACGGCCCAGCGGAUAGAGAGAAAAAGAGAGAAAGAGAGAGAGUUAUCGCACACCGGCCUCUUAUUAAACCAUUUAUCAGCCGGCCGGCGUGCGCAAUCAUAUUUUUAUCAAGAGCCUUUCCCCGAGCAGCAGCUUGGCCAACCGACUCUUUUUUGCCUCUUCCCGCCGAGGGAUGAGCGACCCAACGGUCUUCCGGCGGAGGCAGUCGCGUCGUAGCCCCAAGACUCCAGAAUUGACAUUUUGUUUUACUUUAAAAUCGAGGGGCUAGAAGAGACGACGGCUUAUUGACUUUGCCGCUCUUGCACGAGAGAGUAUCAUCGCUCCUUCGCUUUCUCCACAUUUUGUCAAGCAAGAAGUGGAGCGAGUCCCGCGGCCCACGGCGAAGUAGAGCAGAAUACAAACACACACACAGUGGAUGCAGCUAACUUUUAUUAAAAUGACGGCGAAUCUGUGUGCGAGUGCUGUUUAUCGACUCGGCCCUAGAUAGAGUUCUCCCUCUGAUAUUCAAAGAAAACGGGACACUUCCAGCCAGUGAAUUGUCUGUAAAUAAAAAUACCCCCGCCGCCGGAAACUUUGCAUUUUCGUCUCUCUCUAUCUCUGUCGUCUAUCUCUCUCUCUCUCUCACUCAACUUUUGUGUUUACACACUCAGUGUUAUAGAGCAGUGCAGAGUUGAGACACUCUCCUUACUGUAAAUACCUCUGUUCUCUCCAGCGCCAAAAUGUAUAGAAGAUAUCCGACGCAGUGAGUGUUUCCACUUCUGGCUAAGUGAGUGUGCAAGAAAGAAGACGCGGCCUCGUUUUCCCUAUUAAUUUAUCCCCCUCCCCCCCCCCGAAAUGUGCUCAAUACGUAAACGGACUCCAGAAUCAGACUCCACGCAACGCAGACGAGACGUGCAGGUUGCCCACCUUUCCGUUCCGUUAGCUAUAUAGAAAAAAAGAACUUGUUGGAAUAACCCUGCGAAAUUUCGGAUGCGAGUGUCGCGCGAGACGAAACACGCAUUGUGCUGAUAACGAAGUAAUUCAUGAAUCCAUUAGAACAACACACAUCUCGACUUGAUUGUGUGCGUAAAUAAUGAGCGACAAGUCUGUUUCUCGCUCUUUGUGCAGGCAAACUGCUUCUCGCGAUAAAGUGCAGACACUUACUCACUCGUCGCUGGCAAACAAACAGACAAAACAGUUUCCAACGCACGCAACAAGCGGCGGCCCUCUUUUCGCGCGGCACAAACACUCACAUUCAACACACACGCAAUUGUACUAUUAUAUGUAAUAUCGUUGUCAACGACAAUUAUUAUUAACAUGAUUAAUGCCAUUAAAACAUGGAAGGCGACAAAAAAAUAAAAAAAAAACAUUGAUCGUUAUUGUAUUUUAUUACA